This is a messenger RNA of Poecilia latipinna (sailfin molly), 2353 nucleotides long. RefSeq names its product proline-rich receptor-like protein kinase PERK2. NCBI's taxonomy places the organism in Eukaryota, Metazoa, Chordata, Actinopteri, Cyprinodontiformes, Poeciliidae. The transcript is spliced from 2 exons. The record is from RefSeq and is a predicted model, not a curated record. Bases 625 to 1185 code for a protein of 186 amino acids.
UCUAAAUUUAGGAACUUCUAAAUUUUUCAACCUAACUCUCUCCAACCCUGCCGAACGUAGUAAAAUAUGAAAUUGAUGAAACACAAGCAAAUGAAACACAAAUGGGUUUGUUGGUGUUUUACCAGCUUAGCGGAGGAAUCGUUUUUGUUCUGUCUGUCACUCAUGCAUGUAUGGCUACGCUCCCGUCUGUGUUCCAACAACUGCGUCUACUUUCCUUUCAUCCCUGCCUGUCAAAUCUCCUUAUAAAUCCUCUUGAUUUUGUUUAAAUAACUGCUAGAAAAGUAACUUGUCUUGAUUGCAGGAUGCAAUCAGGCAGUUGUGUUUGUCUCUGGGUUUGUCGCCUCCUUCCCCCCUCGAUUGAAUAUCCUCAGACACCUGCGAUCGACGGUUCAUGUUUCGCUGUUUAACGUGUGACAGGAACACAUUCUAUGAGCAAAUAUAUAUAGUUCAGAGAUGCAUGCUAGUGGGAUCUGGGCUGCAUAUGACAAAUCGUGAUUGGCAAACUGUCUUUCUUGUAGUGUUUGACAGUGUCGCCCUGCGUUCUGACUGCUUUUAAUGAGAAUCGGCUGCAGGAGAUUUCAGUUUGCAUAAGCUUCAGCUGAAGCUAUGAUGUAAAGGGAAGAAAUGGCAAAGAUCGAGGUCAGCACCCUGCGGAGGGAAGUCGCAGACCUCGGGCAGGUCAUGAAGAGAAUGGCCACGCUGAUGGAGUCUCUCACGCCGUCGGUGCCCCAACCUGCAAUAAUCUGCCCCACUCACUACUCGCCAGCCCACCACACGUACCUGCACUGCCCGUCCCCUCCUCAGCCCUGCCACUCACCGUCCAAAGCCGCCCCCAUCUGGACAGACUCGCCCGUGCCUCUGCCCUGCUCGUCCCUCACCGUCUCCCAGCAGCACGCCGCCAUGUGCUACGCGGACUCUCUGACGCACAGACCCCAGAGCCUGCAGUUGGUUUGUCCAGCUAUUAUACCCAAGUCAACUCCCCCUUUAACUCCAGAUUUAUCGUCUCGGCAACCGCCGCCGCGGCCGCCGCUCUCCGUCGUCCCGGAGCCUCCGCUGCCUUCUAGUUCUAUCAGGUUAAGAGUGCACAGUUCGCCUCCGCAGGACGGGGGGGCUGAGGACCCUCACAAGAGCCCCGGAUGCUCUCCUCAAACCGGAACCGUAAGACUCUACCCAAGCCAGAGCUAGGAGGGUUUUGUAGCAGAUCCCCUUUAGAACUCUCCUGGACUCUGCAGGACAAUUUCCAGGACGCUUUUUUUAUUUUUUGUUUUUGGGAUAUUCCUGAACUUAAAUAGACGACUGUUUAGCUGCGGUCUCGAAGGCAUUGUAGAGGAAUGCAACAAGCAAUUCUUUUUUGUUUUGGAAGCUCUUAAAAAAUCCAAUUGCAUGAGGACAGAAAAUGUUUAGGUGUAUAGCUUUAUAAAAAACUAAAACGUAGUGCUCUUAAGUGGCAUGUAGAGAUCUGAGUCGGCUUUGGAGUUUUACGGUGGACGAGGUCGAUCUUUAGUCCCACACCGUGAGGCUCCUCGGACUGGACUCUGCCGUAAUGGAGGUCGAGACGUUAACAUCGAAGAAGAGAGCAGUGGUCUGUGCUCGCUGCUUUCCCCUCUUCUUCUGCCUGUUAACCCUUCUUUCCUUGCUCACUCAACCCUCGUCGGAUGCUCUGGCUGCAGCAGAACAAUGCGUGACUGGUUGAAUUUGGAAAAGGGGACACUGUGAAACGAGAGACGGGGCGUCUCGUGCUCUUUACCCACCUGCCCGAGGCGAGGAAGGGGGUAAAAGGAUGAAGGAAAGUGUCUGUUGGAACGGUGCUGGUGGUGGCGAGGGACUCGUGCUACGCCUUGGGCAGAACAACCCCUGCUGUGGUCUGCCACACCGAGCACAGGGACUCUUUGCCUCCCCCUACUUUUGUCUCGCUUUUCCACAUGCCCCCCCCCCCUCCGCCCUCCUGCCCCUAUUUCUCUCUGCAUGCCUUUCCAAACCUUUUGAGUAGUGCCUGUAGACACACAUUAACAUGCUGCAUGUCGCCCCAUGGAGAUCCAGCUUGCCAUUUACCCCUUCUAUUUAAAGGAAACACGGUUUGGUAUUUUAAUCGCUAAACCUGGCAUUUACUGAUGCAUAUUUAGCACAAGUCAGCUCUGUUUGAACAAGGGUUAUUUUGGGGCACAAGGUAGUCACCCCUGUUGUAAAGUGGCCUGCAGCAAAACGCUCUCCAAUUGGUUCACGAGCCACACCAUAAUGCAUUCCCCACUGAUUGGCGCCCUGGGUUAGCAGCUCUGAGAUUGUCAGUUCACUCACCUGUCGGGGUGAAGGCAAUAUUCCCUCAUAAAGCACAAUAGGGAAAUAAAGACACUUU